Solanum stenotomum is the source of this 1120-nucleotide messenger RNA. RefSeq names its product aquaporin TIP1-1. Bases 77 to 823 code for a protein of 248 amino acids. The transcript has 2 exons. Gene Ontology annotation, biological process: water transport; transmembrane transport. Lineage: Eukaryota; Viridiplantae; Streptophyta; Magnoliopsida; Solanales; Solanaceae. Gene Ontology annotation, cellular component: plant-type vacuole membrane. Gene Ontology annotation, molecular function: water channel activity. The record is from RefSeq and is a predicted model, not a curated record.
AUAACACCAUAUAAUAAACACUAAAAAAAACAAAACUUUUUGAUCAAAUAUUUAACAUUCUUGAUUUUCCGACGAUAUGCCGAUCAGCCGGAUAGCAAUCGGAAGGACGGAGGAAGCCACUCACCCCGACGCCUUAAAGGCUGCGUUGGCUGAGUUUAUCUCAACCUUGAUUUUUGUAUUUGCAGGUUCCGGUUCAGGUGUUGCAUUCAGUAAGUUGACCGGUGGGGGUGCAAACACCCCCACCGGUCUCAUUGCUGCUGCGAUUGCCCAUGCUUUUGGGCUAUUCGUAGCGGUUUCGGUUGGGGCUAACAUUUCAGGAGGACAUGUUAACCCUGCUGUUACAUUUGGUGCUUUUGUUGGUGGUAAUAUAACACUUUUACGUGGAAUUUUGUAUUGGAUUGCUCAAUUACUUGGCUCUGUUGUUGCUUGCUUGCUUCUCAAGUUCACCACGGGUGGCAUGGAGAUAGGUGCAUUUUCUUUGUCUGAUGGAGUUGGUGUAGGCAAUGCAUUGGUACUUGAAAUAGUAAUGACAUUUGGGCUAGUCUACACGGUGUACGCUACCGCAGUGGAUCCAAAGAAGGGUAGUUUGGGAACAAUUGCACCAAUUGCAAUUGGUUUCAUUGUUGGAGCCAAUAUCUUAGUUGGUGGGGCUUUUGAUGGGGCCUCAAUGAACCCAGCAGUUUCAUUUGGGCCAGCAGUUGUGAGUUGGACCUGGAACAACCAUUGGAUUUAUUGGGUUGGGCCUCUUAUUGGUGGUGGGCUUGCUGGGCUUAUUUAUGAGUUCUUUUUCAUUAAUCAGACCCAUGAACCAUUGCCCCAAUAAGAUGAAAAUGUAAAAUGAUGAAUUUUAGAAUUAUAUUGUGUGUGAUUUCACAAUUGCCCUUUGAUUUGGGAUGAACUUGGUUGUUUGGUGUGAAGUUGUUUGGGUUGGGAGAGGGGGUUGAGGGUAAUUAUGUAAUUGUGUUGGGGUGUGGGUGGGGGUUGAUCAGGGUAUAUAUGUAAUUGUGUUUGGGGGGGUGGGGGGUGGAGGUGGGUUGGGGGUUGAGGGUAUUUAUGUAAUUGUGUUUGUUCCAUGUUACAAUUGUCUAUUGAAGUUUCUUUAACUAUGCAUCAAUAUUUU